Molecule: messenger RNA, 732 nt
Organism: Coniophora puteana RWD-64-598 SS2
Lineage: Eukaryota; Fungi; Basidiomycota; Agaricomycetes; Boletales; Coniophoraceae
Exons: 4
Coding region: 1-732 (243 amino acids)
Source: RefSeq, a predicted model, not a curated record
AUGUCCUUCGAGGCUCUCCAGUGGCACUGUGUGCUCGCUUCUAUAUGGAUCUCAGCUGGUCUUUUCUGCGUCCCCAUUCUCGGUGUUUACCAUCUUACGGCGACUCUCGUGUCUGCCUACCACCUUAUUCUCAACGUGAAGAACGUCGUCAGCGAAAGUCUUCUGCAGGAUGUUCUAAAGGAUGUGCACAAGACGUCUACGAAUCGUGACGGAUUGCGCGAGGAAGCCUCAGCAGGUCAUGGACUCGAGCGAUCUACUGGGAAGAUCCAUGCUGGCCAUUGUCCGACUCCCUUGAUACGCCAAUUGUCAUCGUCUGCUCACGGCUCGUCUCCGGCUAUGACCUACUCUCUCGAAAGCCCCUGCCUUGGCGCACCGCUCCCUACUAAGCUAGUCUACGGAAUCGCACCAUGGGAUUCGUCUCGGAACCCCGAGCCCAACUACCUGUACACUAUGGCCGAUGUCGUUCGCUUUGGCGAUAUGGUGAUCGCUCUGGAGCCAGGCGAGCAGUCGUAUCCGCUGAGAAGGAGGGGUGCCAUGAAGUUCAAACGACUGGUCAGACGGGAAUCCGAGGACACUGCGGGCAGUACAUCGUCUAACAGCCAUGAAGACGCGUCCAUUGGGUCGCGCAUGCGCGUCACCUUCGCUAUUGACUCAGAAGCUCCUUCGUUGCUUGGAUCGGACGGGUCGUCCCACACCGCUGAGCAAGACCACCCACUGGCCCAGCGACCCUAA